AUGAGAUGCCUCUUCUCGACUUGGUGGCCACACACCCUACAACGACGCAAGCAAACCGACGACGAGGACGACGAUGACGACUAUGACGAUGACGAUGAUGAUGACGAUGGCCAUGAAGCAACUCGCCAUCUCGUCAACCAACAGCUCGAAAAACGAGCCGCGUCUCGGCAGUCCGGGAACCGUACGUGGCCGUGGCUGUUGUUCCACGUAGCCCUCGCCGCGACCUACAUGACUUUGAUGCCGUUUCUCCUGCCCGCGUCCUACACUCGACGCGGACAGAGCUGUGUCGCAAAGCUCAACUACUACUCACCGAUCAACGAGGCCAUCCAAGAGGAAUACCUGCACGUCCGGUUCAACGGCUCCCUGUGGCACGACUCGCCGUACAAGGGACCGCCCACGGCCGAGGUCGAGCAGGCAUGGCAGGACCUCAUGGCAUACGGGACCAUCAGCGUCACGGCCGAGGACGUGACGCGCAUCGGGCACAACCUGACGGCGGUGCAGUUCCCCCCGGCAGCUGGAGGCGGCUACCUCGCCGUGGCCACGGGGACGCACCAGAUCCAUUGCCUACACUUUGUCUGGCAGGACCACCACAUGGCCUCGUUCCCCGAGACGCAGGCCACCAGGCAGGGCGCGCCGGACCUGUACGAGCGGCACUACGAGCACUGCGUCGACUACAUCCGGCAGACGCUCAUGUGCAACUUUGACCCCGGCAUCAUCCCGUACUACUGGGUGAGGAGGCACAACCAGCCCACGCCCGACGGCAACACGCGACACAAGUGCGUCAACUGGGACGCUCUGCAGGCCUGGCUGAAGGCGCGGGCCGUGCGGAUGCCCGACGGCUUCGAGUGGCGUCAGCCGCCGGAUGCGGUGCCGCUGCCUGAGAAUCCGUAG
Molecule: messenger RNA, 891 nt
Organism: Metarhizium album ARSEF 1941
Lineage: Eukaryota; Fungi; Ascomycota; Sordariomycetes; Hypocreales; Clavicipitaceae
Exons: 3
Coding region: 1-891 (296 amino acids)
Biological process (GO): mycotoxin biosynthetic process
Source: RefSeq, a predicted model, not a curated record